Messenger RNA from Verticillium nonalfalfae, 351 nucleotides. RefSeq lists its product as uncharacterized. NCBI's taxonomy places the organism in Eukaryota, Fungi, Ascomycota, Sordariomycetes, Glomerellales, Plectosphaerellaceae. The record is from RefSeq and is a predicted model, not a curated record. The transcript is spliced from 2 exons. The coding region runs from base 1 to 351 and encodes 116 amino acids.
AUGCCUUUUCCGUCGUGUCCCCCUGACCCUCCGCCUCCCGUUGAGGCGGAGGGCCAUCCUCUGCGUCCCAAGAUACCAGCCGGUCCAGUCGCAGCCCGCAGGACUGUCACCUACCCUCGAGACGUCAUGGGCAGUCACCUUUACAUCAUCACAAUGGCCGGCUACACAUUUGAGUUUGCUCCCACCGCUGCGCCGUUCGGCCGCUCGGGCUACAACAAGGGCGAUGACGACGACGAGGGCCAGAACAAGGGCCGCUCGGGUUACAACAAGGGCGACGACGAAGACGAUGAAGGCCAGAACAAGGGUCGUUCGGGCUACAACAAGAGUGGCGACGACGAGGAUGACAAAUGA